This is a messenger RNA of Cyclopterus lumpus (lumpfish), 3772 nucleotides long. RefSeq names its product YES proto-oncogene 1, Src family tyrosine kinase (gene yes1). Gene Ontology annotation, molecular function: non-membrane spanning protein tyrosine kinase activity; ATP binding; signaling receptor binding. The record is from RefSeq and is a predicted model, not a curated record. The transcript is spliced from 12 exons. NCBI's taxonomy places the organism in Eukaryota, Metazoa, Chordata, Actinopteri, Perciformes, Cyclopteridae. Gene Ontology annotation, biological process: protein phosphorylation; cell surface receptor protein tyrosine kinase signaling pathway; cell differentiation. The coding region runs from base 401 to 2044 and encodes 547 amino acids. Gene Ontology annotation, cellular component: extrinsic component of cytoplasmic side of plasma membrane.
GCAGCAUUAUUCCUUCUUUGGCCUCGGCGGUUCCUCGGCACUGGUCGGGCUAUUGUUGUGUGUCUUUUGGGGAAACCCUGACCCAUCAGCGGGCGGUGAUUUGUGGAUAUUAUAACUGGUUUGCUUGGCUCCCUCUCCGCCAUAUUAAGCAGCUUUUGUCAGCUGGCGGCGUGUCCCGGUUUUUUAAAGGAAUAUAAAGCAGCCCAGCGGAGGACUUUGUGCUGGGGAAGUAGUUAAUCGGUACGGGACGGACGGACGACUGAGAUUCAACGUGAGGAACCGCUUCUUUCGGCCGUCUCCACUUUGUCGACGUGAAACAAAAACGUGGAGUAAAGAAGAAGCUCACAGGACGCAUGUAGCCGAAGUAAAACACUGCAAACGUCGCAUUCAAGGCUUGACCAUGGGUUGCGUCCGGAGUAAAGAGGACAAGGGCCCGGCGCUGAAGUACCGACCCGACAACCCGAACGCCACGCCGAUCAACACCCACCUGGGCCACUACGGGCCUGACCCCACCCUGAUGGGUCACUCACCAGCUAUGAAGACGCACAACAACAGCUACAACAGUCACGCUGCCGCCCUCACGCCCUUUGGUGGGGCGUCUUCCAUUAUGACGCCGUUUGGCGGGGCCUCCUCCUCCUUCACCUCAGUGGCUGUGAGCAGUCCCUUCCCCGGGGUGAUCCCAGGUGGUGUAACAUUUUUCGUGGCGCUGUACGACUAUGAAGCGAGAACGACGGAUGAUCUGUCAUUCAAAAAAGGGGACCGCUUCCAGAUUAUCAACAACACGGAAGGCGACUGGUGGGAGGCUCGCUCCAUCAACACCGGACAGAAAGGUUACAUCCCCAGUAACUACGUGGCACCAGCCGACUCCAUACAGGCGGAAGAAUGGUACUUCGGUAAAAUGGGUCGCAAAGACGCUGAGCGGCUCUUAUUGCUUCCAGGGAACCAGCGGGGCACUUUCUUGGCAAGAGAGAGUGAGACGACCAAAGGUGCCUACUCGCUGUCUAUCCGGGACUGGGAUGAGGUGAAGGGAGACAACGUCAAACACUACAAGAUCCGAAAGCUGGACAACGGUGGUUAUUACAUCACCACUCGGGCCCAGUUUGAGGCACUAAAGAAGCUGGUGAAACACUACACAGAACAUGCGGACGGUCUGUGCUACAGGCUGACGACCGUGUGCCCCACGGUGAAGCCUCAGACUCAGGGACUAGCUAAAGAUGCCUGGGAAAUCCCACGAGACUCACUUCGACUUGAAAUCAAACUUGGCCAGGGCUGCUUCGGAGAAGUCUGGAUGGGCACAUGGAAUGGCACGACCAAGGUUGCGAUCAAGACCCUGAAGCCAGGCACCAUGUCUCCAGAGGCCUUCCUGCAGGAGGCUCAGAUCAUGAAGAAACUGCGGCAUGACAAACUAGUGCCUCUCUACGCCGUGGUGUCGGAGGAGCCCAUCUACAUUGUAACUGAAUUCAUGGGCAAAGGUAGUUUACUGGACUUCCUGAAGGAGGGAGAUGGUAAAUACCUGAAGCUGCCCCAGCUGGUGGACAUGGCUGCUCAGAUCGCAGACGGCAUGGCCUUCAUCGAGAGGAUGAACUACAUCCACAGGGACCUGAGAGCUGCCAACAUUCUGGUGGCCGAUAACCUGGUGUGCAAGAUCGCAGACUUUGGCCUGGCUCGACUCAUCGAGGACAACGAGUACACCGCCAGACAAGGUGCAAAAUUUCCCAUCAAGUGGACGGCCCCUGAAGCGGCUCUGUACGGCCGCUUCACUAUCAAAUCAGACGGCUGGUCGUUUGGUAUCCUACUGACUGAGCUGGUGACCAAGGGCAGAGUACCAUACCCAGGGAUGGUGAAUCGAGAGGUACUUGAGCAGGUAGAGCGGGGUUACCGCAUGCCCUGCCCCCAGGGGUGCCCCGAGUCCCUCCAUGAGAUGAUGAGGCAUUGCUGGAAGAAGGAUCCAGACGAAAGACCGACCUUCGAAUACAUCCAGUCGUUUUUGGAAGACUACUUCACAGCCACGGAGCCACUGUACCAGCCAGGAGACAACCUCUAGUCUGGGGGAUUCUAUGGGGGGAGGGGCGGCAUCAUAUGGAGGAACGUCAGUGAAGAACAACGCUUGGGAUAACGUAGAACUUCAACAUGGGGAAAAGCCUUGAUGAGGCUUCAGAGAAAUGGGUUUUAAGGCGACCAACUAGUUGCCCUAAACCACACUGGUAUGUUUGCUAGAGCGGGAAGAACAUGUCUUCUGCAGUAGAGGGUUGUCCCCCCGGUGGCAAAUAUGUGGGGGAGUGUCCAACUGUGCAGAUUGGUGCUGAUAUGUGACACUGUGGGAACACCGCUAAUCAGAAUAAUUCAUAUGAGAUGGCCACAACACUGUGAUGGAAAUAAGAGGGAUUGUCUUCUAAUUUAAAAUCAAUGGCUUCUUACAGAUUACUUUUUUACUUUCUUUUUUUUUUGAUGGUACAUUUCCCCUCUUUCCUCCAAGUCUCCCCCCUUUAUUUUCUUUCACACACAGUUCUUUGAUAUUGGAGUCGAGAUCUUUUUUAUGCGCAAGUUUGGUUUGAAUUUGUAAGUUGAUGGGUUAUGUUUUCGAGGCGACCAACAACCCGGGGUUGAAUUGUCAAGUAUGCGUCUGUAAGGCGUUGAUAGAGAAGGUGUGAGGUGAAGUACAUGAGUACUUUGUGGAUGGACGAAUGUACUGAGCGAUCGAUGCGGAUGUACAUAAAGUAUGUGCGGAAAGAUGUAUUUUUAGCACGUGUGAGCAGGGGGAUGAAUGAGAAGACCGUGUUAAACAUCUUACAAAUUAUAUUUAAUACGGUCACUUGAAUGGCAAAUCACGUUGACUUUAUUAUACUUUUUCAUUCUUUUUUAAAUUUUUUUUAUUUAAACAGGGACUUGAAAUCAUAUUUUGAUAAUAUACACGUGCGGAAACAUUUUUCCUGUUUAACAUUUUAUAAAUGUUUUGACAUUUCAGCUGUGAAAAUGAAAAUAGCAUCUUGUCUUUUGUUUGGUGCACAGUUCUGAUUGCUGUAACGUAUUUCUUCUUGUGUCGCGCACAUCGACAGUUCAACGUUGUAGAACCUGAUAGAUGGUCUAGAAAUCUGUGGGAUCUAUUACAUUCACAUCAUCAGGUAAAUCAUAGACGCAGCUGUUGUAUUUCUUUCUUUUCUUCUCAGUAAAAUUCCACCAAGCUAUGACUUAACACAAUGUCAUUGUCCUGUGUCUGCUGGAGUUUAAUCCAAAGCAAACGACAACAAACUAAUAUUUGAACUUGUAAAUGCAACUAUGCAAAAUCAACCAGUGAUCUUUUAUGGAACAAAAAGUGUGAAGCGGUAUUUGCCUGUGUCGAGUUUCCCUUUGUGGUUUUCUUACCGCCAUUCCCAGUUGUAGAGACGAUGGAUCACUUCUGGAGUGAAGUAAGUAGAACGAGACAAAACAAACGGUUUGCACACACCAUGUCGGGGAUGUAGAGCGGACGUUGAGAUUAUGAGUCUAAUAACACGUUCUUAGAGGUACUUUCACUGUCGGUCCAGCAGUAGGGGAUGGAACAUCUGAGGAGGUGUCAAGGCAUCGCCUCAUUGUCAUUCAAUAAGUGAGCUUAAUUGGACAAAGAUGUGAACUUUUUUUUUGUUUGUUUUUCUGUGCGUCACUCACAAGAACCUAAUAUGUGAUUGUUCCUCAAGAUGGGACUUGAACUAGUGGGGAGAUGAUAAUGAAAUAACUGAGAAUGCUAACUAAUAUGAUUUUGUACAGAAAAAAAUAAAGGUUUUACUCGACGGUU